This is a messenger RNA of Phaedon cochleariae (mustard beetle), 597 nucleotides long. The record is from the annotation of a GenBank genome assembly. Lineage: Eukaryota; Metazoa; Arthropoda; Insecta; Coleoptera; Chrysomelidae.
AUGAGAUACACCAACGGGCAACACCCAGCAGCUAGCAUGGUAGCGUCCUACGGAGUCUACAACGAUUCCGAUUACCGUGAAACCAGCUACAGCGACCCCUACCGGACAGAUCGGGAUCGCGAAGAGGACGGAUUCAUACCACGUUCGAAUCAGUGCCGCGGAGUAGUGGUGAACGCUUCCGGGGACAGCAGUGUAGUGCGUCCAUCGCGACUGCAGCAGUCGCCACAGCAUGCAGCCAGCAACUCCAGGUGCGGAUGGUGCCUGACCAAGGAUGCCACAGCACAGCCUUCAUCCAGCAGCGCUUCCUGCUGGAUUUCCUGGUGCAGGCCCACUAUCCUGCUGCUGGUGCUGGUACUACUGGUGGUGGUGUUUGUCCUAGUCUCCGGCAUACUACUCUAUCACAAUUGUACCACAGCCCACGUCCAGCAGCGCAUCCUGUUGGAUUUCCUGGUGCAGGUCCACUAUCCUGCUGCUGGUGCUGAUACUCCUGGUGGUGGUGUUUGUCCUAGUCUCCGGCAUACUACUCUAUCACAAUUGUACGUUUGCCAAAUCGUUGUAGCAGGCUAUGUAGAAAUCGUUCAUCGUCUCGCGGUGUAA